Messenger RNA from Neltuma alba, 2596 nucleotides. RefSeq names its product transcription initiation factor TFIID subunit 15b. The record is from RefSeq and is a predicted model, not a curated record. Bases 134 to 1591 code for a protein of 485 amino acids. The transcript has 6 exons. Gene Ontology annotation, molecular function: RNA binding. Lineage: Eukaryota; Viridiplantae; Streptophyta; Magnoliopsida; Fabales; Fabaceae.
UUGAUAUGUUGAUAAUAAUACCUUCAGCCACUAUCCUUUUCUCCGUCCCUUUUGGAUAAUCAAUUUCUUCACCGGAGCGUAUACUUUUCUCAUCUCAUUCUCGCUCUUGGUCCUGAAAAACCUAGAUUGGAUCAUGUCUGGGCCGUACGAUCAAGAUGCCGGUGGUGGUACUGCGCCUCCGCCUUACGGAGGUGGCGGCGGACAUCAAGGAGGCAGCUAUGGUGGCGCAGGAUAUCAAGGAGGCAGCUAUGGUGGCGGAGGAGGAUAUCAAGGAGGCAGCUAUGGAGGAGGUAACGCUGCUGGCGGCUAUGGCGGUAAUGAGGGCGGAACUUACGGAGGCAGGGGGAGCGGUGGUUAUGGCGGGAGAGGCAGCGGUGGAGGUCAUGGUGGUCGAGGUGGCGGAGGUUAUGGGGGUCAAGGAGGCGGAGGUUAUGGUGGUCGAGGAGCAGGAGGUUAUGGUGGUCGAGGUGGUGGAUAUCAAGGAGGUGACCGUGGUGGACGGGGAGGUGGCCGUGGUGGAGGUGGUAGAGACGGAGAUUGGCGUUGCCCAAACCCUAGCUGUGGAAACCUGAAUUUUGCGAGAAGGACUGAAUGUAACAAAUGCGGCGCACCGUCUCCUACUGGUGCUGGUGAUAGGGGUGGCAGUGGUGGUGCUGGCGUUUACAACAGAGGAGGAAGGGAUGGGGGAUAUGGCAGCAAUCGAGGGGGUAGAUCUGGCAACUAUGAUGGAGGAAGAGGUAAUGACUAUGGCAGGGGCAGUGGUGGUUACAAUGAUGGAAGGAGGGGAGGCAGCAGGGAGCACUCUUUCAAUGGUAGAGAAGAUGGUGGCUAUGGUCAAGUGCCUCCUCCUACAGCCCAAUCUUAUGAUGGUACUGGUGGAAACUAUGCACCCGCUUUCAGUUCAUAUGAUGGUAACAUGGGUGGUUACGGCUCAGAAGCAGUGCCUCCACCUCCAACCUAUACUGGUGGCCCCACUUCAUACCCUCCAUCCUAUGGUGGUAACAUGGGUGGUUAUGGUGGAGAUAAUUCAGGUGAUGCACGAGGUGGUGGUAGGGCUGGGGCACCAGCUGGAUAUGAUGGUAGUGCUGGUAAUCGAGGUGGAUAUGGUGGACCUCCUGCAGAGCCGCCAGCUAAAGUGAAGCAGUGCGAUGAGAAUUGCGAUGAAUCAUGUGACAACUCUAGAAUCUAUAUAUCUAAUUUACCGCUGGAUGUGACAAUUGAAGAGCUUAGAGAGCUUUUUGGAGGAAUAGGACAAGUUGCUAGGAUAAAGCAGAAGAGGGGCUAUAAAGAUCAGUGGCCCUGGAACAUAAAAAUAUACACAGAUGAACAAGGAAAUAAUAAGGGUGAUGCUGUUCUUUCAUAUGAAGAUCCAUCUGCUGCACAUUCUGCGGGUGGUUUCUACAAUGAUUAUGAUUUGAGGGGCCACAAAAUUAGUGUCGCCAUGGCAGCAAAAACUGCACCAAAGGCUCCACCUGCAUAUGGGGGCAACAGGGGUGGAUAUGGUGGAGAUAGACGCAGAGAUAACUACAGAGACAGUGGAGGUCCUGAUAGGCGUGACAACUUUGGUGGAAACCGAUCACGUCCAUACUGAGAACUACAGCAAGAAGCUGUUUAUGUACUAUGAUUUGUGGUCUGAGGGAUUUAUUAUGUUCAGUUGGCUGGUCUCUUGAAAUGGAAGCAAAGAGGUAGGUUAAUACUAGCAACCUCUUUGCUCCUUUUUGAUCCAUUUGUCACUAGCUGGCGGAUUAUCACUUUUAGCCAGGGGUUAAUUAAAUUAUGCCGAUCUUUGUUUUAUAGAGCCAGGUGGAUAGUCUCCAACUUGCUGCUAAGGUAGGUUGAAUUUUAAGGUGAGUGCUGCUUUCAUGUAACCAUGCUUUAUACAUGCUUAGAAAUUGGCUCGUCUAUAAUGGAAGGCAUGCCACGAUUUCGUAGAUCUAUGAUGGAUCCUAAUUAAGAAGGCAUUUAAAGUUUAAUUCACUUUGCCGGGAAAACUAUGCUACUAUCAACCCACAUUACAUUACAGGGUAUUUUUUAUUAUUUUAUUGUCAACUUGUAACUUCAAGCCAUAAAAUCUUGGCCUUGAGGACUAGGGUCCUUGUCGCAUAUUUGGUCUUGAGGUUUUGAGAUGAAGACAUGAAAAAAUUAUUUGAUGGGUAUCUAAGUGAGAUGGCAAAAUCUACUCUAAAAAUUAGCUAAGGUAAAAGAACCAACCCACUUAGAUAUCCUAAUGAGCAUUCUCUUUUACUCAACUUGGGACUUGGUAUCCCAUACUACAUGUUUUUCAUCAAUUGGCCCCGCAUGAAAAGCUGACGUCUUGGCGGCUAUACUCCAUGGCACUUUUCUCAGCAUCUUACCGGUCUGAACCCUUCAUGGGUAGUCUUUUUCAGAACUGCUGACAGUUUGGCUCUGAUACUAAUUGAUGGGUACCUAAGUGGGAUGUAGAGUUUUAUCCCAAACGCUAGCUGUUGAGGUGGGAGAACCAAUCGACUUAAAUACUCAAUUGAGCAUUCCAUUCUACUCAAUAUGAGACUUGGUAUCCCAUACUACCAAAUGGACAUCAAUGUUAUUUAUUUUGUAUCAAUUAUAUUGAUAAUAU